UGGUGAGCUAUUAACAUCACAUACAACCGUGGGAUAGGCCACUGUGCACACAUGGCCAGCACUGCAUAAAGCACCUACUUAGGGGCGGAACUGCACAAUCCCUUAUCCCAAUGUCGAUGCGUAUGGAUUUGUGUGCAGCCGAGGGAUGGCGACAAAGCAACGAAAGGAUUUGACACUCAGGUAAAAUGUAUGAAGAAGAACAGUCCACAGCCACUUUAUGAUCGUUUUGUUCCGAACCUUCCGCCACAUUCUCGUUAAACACACACUUUGGUUCUGCUGCGCGUCACUAUGUCGUCCACUGAGCUGAACCGUACAGACUUGGGCAAAGCGCUUUGUAUCGUCACCGGGGCCUCCAGAGGCUUUGGCCGGACCACAGCGAGGGAGAUGUCUCGGCUGGUGAAGCCGGGCUCGGUGCUCGUCCUGGUGGCUCGUACCGGUGACGACCUGCGGGCUCUGCAGGCGGAGCUGGCCGACUCGGAGGCGGGUAGAGCCGGCCUCGUGGCUGAGUGCGUGGUGGCAGAUCUGGGUCAGAUGGACGGGCUGGAGAGCGUCGUCAGAGCAUCUAAAGAAGUCUUUUCUGAGGAUGUAGAUCAUGUUAUACUGGUCAACAACGCCGCCUCUCUCGGUGAUGUGUCCCGCUAUGCCAAAAGCUUCACCAACAUGGCCGAGGUGGACUCCUACCUGUCUCUCAAUGUCAGCUCCUCCCUGUGCCUCACCGCCAGAAUCCUGCAGGCUUUUCCACGGCGUCCAGGUAUGAGACGGACUGUGGUCAACAUCACCUCCCUGUGCGCCCUGCAGCCUUUCCCCUCCUGGGUGCUGUACUGCACCGGCAAGGCUGCCCGAGAGAUGAUGUUCAGGGUACUGGCAGAAGAGGAGCCAGACCUGCGGGUCCUCAACUACUCUCCAGGGCCACUCGACACAGACAUGCAGAUGGCGGCGAGGUCUGUGACAGCUGAUCCCAGCCUCAGGAAGUCUUUUUCAGACAUGUUUGCCCAGGGACGGCUACUCACCUGUGAGGCAUCCUGUGCCAAGCUGAUGAAGUUACUGCUAGAAGACACGUACACAUCAGGAGCUCAUAUCGACGUCUAUGACCUCUAGACACAGCUCGCUGCCAGGUGGCCUGGGCCAGAUUAUUGAGACGUGUGCCUUGACAUUAAAUUCUACUGAUGAGAUUGCACCAUCAGUCUUAGCUCUGUAGCUUGUAGGUUACUAUUGUUAAACAUUGUGACAAUGUGAAGUAUAGGUAUAAAGGAAUGUUAUAUAGGAAAUAUAUAAAAUAUUAUUAUAAUAUUUACAUUCCCAACAUUCCAUUCCAGAGUGGAAUUUCACUCACCCUAUGGCCCGUAAAGCUGCAGUGAAGUAUGAGAAAUAUACACAUGUACACAAAUGUACACAAUAUAUUCACAAUAUGCUACCAUCUCUGGUAGUGUGACUACACAAGACACAUGCCUCUGUUUUCCACUGACCUGAGGCAAGUGUUGUGGUUGAGAGGACACAAACCUGCUUCGCAAAAAGCCAAAAAGACGUGGCACAUUAAUAUGAAUAGAAACUUGACAAACAGAAUACACUGUUUUUAAUGGCACAGUAUUGCAGUUCCUGUGCAACACUCACAUCCCCCUGUCAGGAUAUAAUAUGGCUCGCAGAGGAGGAGUGGUUCAUAGACAGGACUCAAUAUUAGAAUGUUUUCAUUGUCUUAUUAGAGACUAAGCCAGCAACUUUGCUCUCUGACAGUUAGCGUGCUAGCUAGCUUGGUGAAGAAAAUCUCAGGUGGAGUCGCACAGUUCAUAGAGAACAGAAAGAACCACAAAGAUCUUUUGUGGCUGUCUUAACAGUAGAAGGUCCCCAUGUGGUUCUAAGCACCACUAAUUUCAAAAAGAUAGAUUUCACUGUGCUACGUUUGGUGUGAGGGGACCCUAAACCUGACUUGCUGUGUCUGCGUUGUUGUUCUUUAGUAGAUUUUCUGUCAUAUCUGCCCUCACUUUGGGAUUCAUUUAAUGAGGUGCUUAUAGUUGUAAUCAUGUUUUAACCCUAAACUGUUUACUGUAUGCUCAUGUUACCAGUUGAUAUUGACAUUUUGAUGCUGAUGUUUUCCCCUACAUUCUAACUCUCAUUGUGGUUUUAAGGUGCCUUAUGUAUAUAUCUUACUUUUUGCUUUUGUUUUUUCUGAAUACUUUGAUUACAGCGAUUAAAGUUUCUCUAAUGCUGUGCAUACGUGUUUCGAUAUGUAAGAGAAAAUGUGGACGUGUUCCAAUCUUUUUUCAGAUCUUUCACACGCCUGGCUUUUAAUUUUUCUAUUAAUAUUGAUGAGAAAUUAUUACUCUACAUGUUUUUACAUUUAUAUUUUACCAAAGUCCUAUUUUGAAUUUGUUUUUAUUGUUUUUUUUUUUGUCUUUUUGUACAUGCCAUUGAAGCCUAUUAUCUGACAAUCUUGCAUACCAGAACAGUAUAUGUAAAAAUAAUGAUGAAGGUGCAGGUACUUCUUUAAAGCUGCUUACAAUUAUAAAAUGUUUCUGAUUAUUUUAUUCACCUCUGUAAAUCCUUUAAGUGUUAAUCUAAAAUAAUGAGUAAAUUAAAAAACUGUGUGUGAAAA
Molecule: messenger RNA, 2590 nt
Organism: Scatophagus argus
Lineage: Eukaryota; Metazoa; Chordata; Actinopteri; Scatophagidae
Gene: spra
Product: sepiapterin reductase a
Exons: 3
Coding region: 289-1098 (269 amino acids)
Biological process (GO): tetrahydrobiopterin biosynthetic process
Molecular function (GO): sepiapterin reductase (NADP+) activity
Source: RefSeq, a predicted model, not a curated record